Messenger RNA from Macadamia integrifolia, 2050 nucleotides. Its product is annotated as E3 ubiquitin-protein ligase CHFR. Gene Ontology annotation, molecular function: ubiquitin-protein transferase activity; metal ion binding. Gene Ontology annotation, cellular component: nucleus. Lineage: Eukaryota; Viridiplantae; Streptophyta; Magnoliopsida; Proteales; Proteaceae. The record is from RefSeq and is a predicted model, not a curated record. Gene Ontology annotation, biological process: ubiquitin-dependent protein catabolic process; mitotic cell cycle checkpoint signaling; protein ubiquitination. The transcript has 15 exons. The coding region runs from base 461 to 1843 and encodes 460 amino acids.
GAAUCACGGAAGGAAUAAUCCGAUUCCCAGAGCGUCGAAAUUGGAUUGGUCCUAUGCGAUUCAAAAUCGCAUCGGCAGAUUCCCGAUACGAUUCACCGAUUUUUGAAACCCUGCAUUACACAUUUACACUCCAGUACUCCACCCUUCUUUCACUUCUUCGCUUCUAUGCUGUAAGCGGUGCGCACGUUUCCUCCUCCCGUCGCAAGACAUCGUGUCUUCCUCGUUGUUCGAAUAUUUUUCUUUGCAGGAGAAAGGUGGGGUCCUCUCCUAUUGGCCACCCAGCCCCUAGGUACAGUCCACCCAGGUCGGUGGCUUGCAGUUAGCGUGCUGGGCAGCUCAACGUACCGAACAAGCUGUUAACAGUAUUUCUAACUCCCUCGCUCGGCCCUUCCUACCAAGUCCCAAGUCCCAAGUCCCAAGUCCCAACUCAAUUCCCGGCACUUUUGCUCUACUCUGAAGAAUGGAAGCCGGAGAGAGUUCUGGAGCGAAACCCUAUGACGAAGUCUGGGCGAAACUCGUGCCAUCAGACUCAAGAUAUCCGGAUGUUGUGAUACAGUCAGAGUGGACGGUUAUAUGCUCAGACAUAACAUGUUCUUCACCGGAAAAGCAUGAGUGGUGCAAAAUAACGAGGAACUUGGACCUUUGUUCAGCAACAUUGCAGAAUCUGAGUUCAGAAACUAUAAUAGUCGAUGAAACUGUUCUUGGGAGAGAAGGUACAGUGGUAAUCAAUUGUGGGAGCGAAAUAAUUUCUGGGCCAAAUAGAGAAGGUUACCUGAGUUAUAGAUUUGAAGUAAUGCCAACCCAGGAACUUUGCAACAGACAGUUAAAGAUCUCCUUAGAUGUUGACCAUGCUAAAUGUAGCAUUUGCUUGAAUAUAUGGCAUGAUGUUGUGACUGUUGCCCCUUGUCUCCACAACUUCUGCAACGGUUGCUUCUCGGAGUGGCUAAGGAGGUGUCAGGAGAAACGGUCAAGUGUUCUUUGUCCUCAGUGUCGAGCAGUUGUAUGUUAUGUUGGAAGAAACCAUUUCUUGCGCAAUAUCGAGGAGAAUAUACUUCAAAGUGAUUCGUCUUUAAAACGUUCCAGCGAAGAAGUUGCAGUUCUAGAUGCUCGGGCAUCUAUCAAGUCAAAUCUUGUAGUAAGGACUGGAAGAACUGGUCGAAAAAGGUCAUAUACACCACCAAAUGAGGAAAGUAUUGGACCGGAGUUUCCUUGCCCUCAAUGUGGAACUGAAUUUGGUGGGUUCCAGUGUAAUCAGACUACAGCUCAUCUACAAUGUCAUGCAUGCGGGGGAAUGAUGCCAUCCAGAACUGAUAUUAGUGUACCACAACACUGUUUAGGAUGUGAUAGAGCCUUUUGUGCAGCAUAUUGGCAGUCCCUAGGGGUUGUUGGAAGUGACUUUCACUCAGUUUGCGUUUUUGGGAACUUCAAGCCUAUUUCUGAAUGUGUUAUCUCAAGAAUUCCUUCUUCAGCACACCAAAAUAAUCAAUUCGAGCAAGAUAUCACAGAAAGGUGCAUUACGCAGACUGGGAAAACAUUGCAGGAUAUUAUAUCAGAUUGGAUCGCAAAGUUGAAUAACAGAGAAAUUGAUCGAACAAGGAUGCCACUGAAUCAUGCUGAGAUGAUAACUUCUCGGACACACCUUUGCAAUGAUUGCUAUGAGAAAUUGAUCUCAUUCCUCUUGUACUGGUUUCGGGUUUCAGUGCCUAAAUAUCUUUUACCUCCUGAUGCAUCUCAAAGGGAAGACUGCUGGUAUGGUUAUACAUGUCGCACCCAACAUCAUAGUGAGGAGCAUCGUCGUAAAAGAAACCAUGUUUGUCGUCCUACCAGAGGAAGCAAUAUUUAGUGUUUCUCUAUAUUUUCUUGCAAGCAUGCUGUGAUACCUUAAGAGUCUUGUGUUGGUCCAAAAUUUGGGUUGUGAUUCGUUGGUGGGUCGGUUCUCUGAUGACCACAAAUAACGGGUUUAACCAUAGUGACAUCGUAUUUAACCCUAAAUUUUUUAUUAAUUCCGAUGAAGUGCAUGUAUAUGUCUUUCUUUUUUUUUUUGUUUUAA